AUGGUGGUAACUGCAUCAACUUCAUCUCAGCUUGAGAUGACUGAAGCUGGAAGGGUUGAAACUGACUGUCAAAAGGAAAUUAUUUUUGCUGGUAAAGGAAGCAACAUUCUAGAUGCUGAUGCAACAACUGAUAAUCAGCUAAUUCUAGACGGAGCUAAUAGUGAUUUUAAGUCGGAUGAUGAUCAACUAAAUCAUCAAAAGCAGAAGGCUUCCUUCUUAGGGGGAGUCGAUGACGCUAAAGCUGAAAGUUGUUCCACUGCUAGUGAUCCUUCAACACCUCCUCUUUCCAAGAAAAGAAAACUCAUUUUUUAUCUGAAUGUUUUAGUUAAAGUAUAG
Messenger RNA from Lactuca saligna, 336 nucleotides. Lineage: Eukaryota; Viridiplantae; Streptophyta; Magnoliopsida; Asterales; Asteraceae. The record is from the annotation of a GenBank genome assembly.